Messenger RNA from Cordyceps fumosorosea ARSEF 2679, 1128 nucleotides. RefSeq names its product dehydrogenase/reductase SDR family member 8 precursor. NCBI's taxonomy places the organism in Eukaryota, Fungi, Ascomycota, Sordariomycetes, Hypocreales, Cordycipitaceae. The transcript is spliced from 2 exons. The record is from RefSeq and is a predicted model, not a curated record. The coding region runs from base 1 to 1128 and encodes 375 amino acids. Gene Ontology annotation, molecular function: oxidoreductase activity, acting on the CH-OH group of donors, NAD or NADP as acceptor.
AUGCCCAUGCACCAGGGCUUCCUUCCCCGAGAGGGGCUCUACAGCGUCCCUCUUUUCAAGCUGUUUGCCAGAACAGCCCUUAACCCAUCGCUCGUGCUUCCGCUGUUGCUGCUUGCACGCUACACCAAGCGCGGCAGUGACCUGAGCAUUCUGCACCCGACCGCAUACGGUGGCAUCAAGAAACUCUUCUACUGGGGACUUCUCAGAACCAUAGUCAGAUACCUGUCCGACAAGACCCGAAACAACUGGGUCAAGGACCGAUAUGACUGGUCGCGCGAGAUUGUUCUCAUCACCGGCGGUGCCGCUGGCAUCGGCGCCCAGAUAGUCAAGCUAUUUGACGAGCUAGCGAUAAAGGUUGUUGUUCUAGACGUGCAGCCGAUGGCGUAUGCUACCUCUUCGCGAGUUCACCAUUACAAAUGUGAUCUCCGCUCCCCAGCGAGCGUGCAGGAAGUCGCAGAGAGGGUGCGCAUCGAGGUUGGACAGCCUACUGUCCUCAUCAACAAUGCCGGUGUUGCGCGGGGCAAAACCAUUCUCGACUCGGAGCCCGGCGAUGUUCGCUUCACCUUUGACGUGAACACGCUCAGCCACUACUGGAUCACCAAGGCAUUCCUGCCCAGCAUGAUUGAGAGCAACCAUGGCAUGAUUGUCACUGUUGCAUCGGCGGCAUCUUGGAUCACCACACCCGCCAUGACCGACUACGCUGCCUCCAAGGCUGCGGCGAUGGCGUUCCACGAGGGCCUCUCGGCCGAGCUCGUCACUCGAUACCACGCGCCGAAGGUCCGCACCGUCAUUGUCCAUCCGGGCCACGUGAAAACGCCGCUGUUCCAGGGUUUCCACCAAGGCAACGACUUCCUGAUGCCGAGUCUGGAGAUUGACACGAUUGCAGAGGGCAUUGUCAAGCAAGUUCUCACGGGCCGCAGCGGCAACGUCAUCUUGCCCGAGACAGGUGGCUUAGCUUCGCUGAUGCGAGCCUUGCCAGACUGGCUGUCGUAUAGGUCGCGCAUUGACGGCGACAAGUACAUGUCGAAGUGGAAUGGCCGCCAGGUGAUCAAGGAUGUGAAUGCGUCCUUUGAAAAGGAAAAGGCUAGUGAUACGGGCGAGAGCACGGUGCUCGUGGCUCAAGACUGA